Molecule: messenger RNA, 1070 nt
Organism: Pseudogymnoascus verrucosus
Lineage: Eukaryota; Fungi; Ascomycota; Leotiomycetes; Thelebolales; Thelebolaceae
Gene: TIF35
Product: translation initiation factor eIF3 subunit g
Exons: 3
Coding region: 99-983 (294 amino acids)
Cellular component (GO): eukaryotic translation initiation factor 3 complex; cytoplasm
Molecular function (GO): RNA binding; translation initiation factor activity
Source: RefSeq, a predicted model, not a curated record
AAAUUCGACCCCAUCGAGGCCACCAACCGUUUGCGCCUUGAAACCCUUCAGACAACUGAGACUAUUUCUGCCCAAACAUCGCAGAAUCCAGCCUCAACAUGGCCUCCAAAGUAGCAAACCGCCCCGACUGGGCUGACGAUGAAGAGCUUGAUGAUAACGCCCUCGAGCUGCCACCGCAACAAAUCACGACCAACAAGGAUGGAACGAAGACUAUCACCACAUACCGUAUCAACGAUGAAGGCAAGAAGGUCAAGACGACGCGCCGGAUCCGCACAACCGUUGUGAAGGAGGUCGUCAACCCUCGUGUGGCGGAACGCAAGGGAUGGAGCAAAUUUGGACUGUCGGCAAAGGAUAAGGCAGGACCAGCUGUGGACACAACGACCGUCGGCGAGAACAUCAUUUUCAAGCCCAGCGUCAACUGGCGCAAGGACGCGAAAGAGGAGAAGGUCGAGGUCGGAAGCAUGAAGGAUAAGCUGAAGGACAAGAAAGUCAAGUGCAGAAUCUGUACUGGAGAGCAUUUCACAGCCAAGUGUCCCUACAAGGACACCAUGGCACCAGUUGGCGAGGAGGGCACAGCUGAUGUUGCUGCCGGCGCUGGCGAUGUGGCCGAGGGCCCAGGAGGCUUAGGGACAGGAAAGAGCUCAUAUGUCCCCCCACAUAUGAGGAAUGGCGCGGGCGGUGCGGCGGCUGGUGGCGAGCGCAUGGGUGGCGGAAAGUACGCAGAGAGGGACGACCUGGCCACUCUCCGUGUUACCAACGUUUCCGAGCUGGCAGAGGAGGACGAGUUACGCGCUAUGUUCCAGAGAUUUGGCCACGUCACAAGGGUUUUCCUCGCGAAGGACAGGGAGACGGGCAUGGCGAAGGGAUUUGCUUUCAUUUCUUUCACAAACCGCGACGAUGCUGCGAAGGCAUGUUCGGCGAUGGAUGGUUUCGGUUUCAAGCAUCUCAUUCUCAGGGUCGAGUUUGCCAAGAAGGCUACUUAAAGGGUCUUAAUUUGCAUUUACUUGACGUGUGUUUCGAUAGAGAUAAAGACUACGGCAUUAUGAAUGAAGAGCUCUUCCAACGAUUAA